Messenger RNA from Haemorhous mexicanus (house finch), 1026 nucleotides. Its product is annotated as TSC22 domain family protein 2-like. The transcript is spliced from 2 exons. NCBI's taxonomy places the organism in Eukaryota, Metazoa, Chordata, Aves, Passeriformes, Fringillidae. The record is from RefSeq and is a predicted model, not a curated record. The coding region runs from base 37 to 1020 and encodes 327 amino acids.
CUCACUGAAACCGUGGUUCCUGAAAUAAAAACCAGCAUGAACUUGGUUUCUGAAGAAGGCAGAAGCCCUGCAGGCCCUGCUCCCACUGCCACCACGGGGACAGUGGCCGCUGCAGGCCCCGCGUCAGGCACCACCACACUCCUCCCUUCUGCUCUGGCCUUGGGUGACAAAAGAGCAUCCCACAGUCCCACCAGUGCUCCUCCAACCCCUUGGCAAAAAGGUCUGCCCCCACAGAUGGCUUUCAGCAGGGACAGCAGCACCAUGGCCGUGGGGGUCACGCCCAGCAGGGCACUGGCCAUGGGGACAGCAGCUGCUGCAGGCCUCGCGUCAGGCGCCGCCACACUACUCCCUGCUGCGCUGGCCUUGGGUGACAAAAGAGUGUCCCACAGUCCCACCAGUGCUCCUCCAACCCCUUGGCAAAAAGGUCUGCCCCCACAGAUGGCUUUCAGCAGCCCCAUGGCCGUGGGGGUCACCCCCGGCAGGGCACUAGCUGUGGGCACGGAGGCCAGGAGCCCAGCACAGCCAAGCUCCAUGGCCAGGGCCGCUCUCCCAAACACAGCUGUGGGCACAGCCAGGCAGGAGCAGCUCGGCUCACUUUGGCUCUUCCCAACUCAAACAGCCUCAGCUGCCACCAGCACUCACACAGUGCCCCAAGGCAGCUCUCCAGGUGGCCCUGACACAGCUCUGCUGGUCACCGGGAACGCUGGCAUUGCCACCCGCAGAGCAGAUGGAGAGGUGGGAAGGGAGAACAGCUCUUGGUCUGAGGGACACUUUGGAGCCUUGGGGACACCAGCUUGGCCAGGCACCUCUCCAGCCCCCAGCCCAGCCCGCACCUUCCAGAAACUUCGUGGCACAGUUCAGAUAACAAACAUGGAAUACUCUCCAGGCUUUAGCAAUAACAGCAGUGAGGAAAAUCAAACCUUUGCACAGCUCUUUGUGGAUGAAGUAAGUGGUGAAGAAGUAUGUGACCUGUUACCUGUCUCAAUAAAAUAUGGUCUGUUCUCCCCAAAGCCUGUAUAAGUCAUG